Messenger RNA from Vanessa atalanta (red admiral), 1480 nucleotides. It is a transcript of the gene Nipsnap, whose product is annotated as protein NipSnap. The transcript has 6 exons. The record is from RefSeq and is a predicted model, not a curated record. The coding region runs from base 160 to 984 and encodes 274 amino acids. Lineage: Eukaryota; Metazoa; Arthropoda; Insecta; Lepidoptera; Nymphalidae. Gene Ontology annotation, cellular component: mitochondrion.
ACAACAGAUGUCACUUAUUCACCGAAUUCUAUUUUCGAGAUAACCUUCAAGUGAUUUAGUCAAAUGAAUUGAUAACAGCAAGUACUAGUUGCAGCGGCCUGAAACUUCGUGUAAAAUAAACAGUUACCCUAUUCAAGUACUGGUACUUAUAAGGCCAAAAUGAACUCCCUGAAUAAGAUUUUAGUUUUAAGCUCAGCAAUACCUAAAAGUUCAAGGUUGAUAUCUACAACAAGUUCACGGCUGAAUGCUGACGAUGGAUGGCUUUCGAAGUUGCUGGUACGAAAAAUAGAACCGACGAAGGAAUCCCACAGCCGUAUGCUAAGCGACAAGGAGAUUGUAUAUGCGUUGCACACUCAUAACAUUCGGCCCGAUUCCGUGGACAAAUACUUACAAAAUUACAAAACCUCAGUGGCAUUUGUGGAAUCUCGUAAGGCUGAUUUGGGCUGUGAGCUAGUGGGAUCAUGGACAGUAUCGGUGGGUGAUAUGGACCAGGCAUUGCAUCUGUGGCGCUAUGUUGGUGGUUUCGAAAAGAUUGACAAGGCAAAGAUAUUGUUUAGAGAAAAUCCUGAUUAUCGAGCGCUGGAGAAAGAACGUGGAAACUUUGUGCGAUCCCGCCACCUGCAAUACCUGCUCGCCUUCAGCUUCUGGCCUUCGGGUGACCCUCGUCCUGCGAAAAACAUUUACGAAAUUAGAUCUUACAGUUUAAAGCCCGGUACGAUGAUCGAAUGGGGCAACAAUUGGGCGCGCGGGCUGACGUACCGGCGUUCACAAAACGAGGCCUUCGCCGGAUACUUCUCCCAAAUAGGCAGGCUCUACAACGUUCAUCAUAUUUGGUGCUACAAGGACCUGCAGGCGCGGCGCGAGACCCGCGAGAGCACGUGGCGCAACCCGGGCUGGGACGAGUGCGUGGCCUACACCGUGCCGCUCAUCCGCGAGAUGCACUGCCGCAUCCUCGAGCCCACCGACUUCUCGCCCACUCAGUAGACGCGCCGCCCUAUGAGCGAACCCCACUAGCGUUUCAAUUGUCUUUUAUCUUGUGAACGACAGUCGUAGCGAUUUUCUACACUUUUGCAUUUUAUGAACUUUAUAUAUAUAUAUUUUUACAAUCGUCCCGAGGAACUAGCUGCGGGACAUGCGUUUCUCGUUUAAAUCGAAAAAAAAUUACGCAAUGUACGACGAAUCAACGACAGCAAUGAAAUGAAAUCAAAAUUCUCUGCUGUUAAAUUUCUGUGUGUAAUAAUGUAACGUAGGAUGCAUUUAUAGAAUUAAGUUAAAAUUAAACGUUAACAAACGCUAGUGUGGUUCCGUGAAGUAAACAAUUAAGCAUGUAACCCCCAGGGAACAUUCGAUGUAAAUAAAAUUGUACAAUUUUAACGUACAAAAUGUUAAACGCUAUCUAAGACACAUUGGUAGCUAAGCAUUUUUUCUUUUUUUAGCUGAAUAUGAAAUCGUGUAUUUAAAAUAUAUUAUUGUAUAAAUA